CUCUGUCCGAGAAUUACACCCCCCAACCAUGCCUGUGGUCAAUGUGGAUGACCUCGUCCGGUUACAACGGACCCCCGAGGACAUUCGGAAUAUCUGUAUUCUCGCACACGUCGACCAUGGCAAAACGUCCCUCACGGACAGCCUGAUCGCCACUAAUGGCAUCAUCUCCCCCAAGCUGGCGGGAAAGAUCCGCUAUCUGGACUCCCGGCCCGAUGAGCAGCUGCGCGGCAUCACCAUGGAGUCGUCGGCGAUCUCCCUGUUCUUCUCGAUGAUGCGCCGGUCGGCCCCCGACGCCGCCCCGGAGCCCCGCAAGUACCUGGUCAACCUGAUCGACUCGCCGGGUCACAUCGACUUCAGCAGUGAGGUGUCCACCGCGUCGCGACUCUGCGACGGCGCCAUUGUCCUCGUCGACGCCGUCGAGGGCGUCUGCAGUCAGACCGUGACCGUGCUGCGCCAGACCUGGGUCGAGCAGCUGAAGCCCAUCCUGGUCAUCAACAAGAUCGACCGCUUGGUCACCGAGCUCCAGAUGAGUUCCGCCGAGGCCUACUCGCACAUGGGCAAGAUCCUCGAGCAGGUCAACGCCGUCAUCGGCAGCUUCUACCAGGGGGAGCGCAUGGAGGAGGAUCUCCAGUGGCGCGAGCGCAUGGAGGAGCGCAUCAACACCACGGCGACCAAGGACAAGGAUCGCCCCCAGCGACAGGCGCCCGACGACGAGUCGGUGGUGGGUAGCACGGAUGGCCUGGAGUUUGAGGAGCUCGACGACGAGGGUCUCUACUUUGCCCCCGAGAAGAACAACGUCAUCUUCUGCAGCGCGGUGGACGGCUGGGCCUUCACCAUCCGCCAGUUUGCCGCCAUCUACGAGAAGAAGCUGGGGAUCAAGCGUUCGGUGCUGGAGAAGGUCCUCUGGGGCGAUUUUUACCUCGAUCCGAAGACGAAGCGCGUGCUCGGCCAGAAACAUCUCAAGGGCCGGGCUCUGAAGCCCAUGUUCGUCCAGCUGGUGUUGGACAGCAUCUGGGCGGCCUACGAGGCGACCACGGGAGGUAGAACGGGGAAAGGCGACCCCGUCCUGCUGGAGAAGAUCACCAAGUCCCUCGGCGUGACCAUCCCCCCGUACGUUUUACGAUCCCGCGACCCCCGCAACGUCAUGACGACGCUGUUCUCCAUGUGGCUGCCGCUGUCGACCGCGGUCCUGGUGUCGGUCAUCGAGUACCUCCCGAGCCCCCCCGCCGCCCAGGCAUCCCGCCUGCCGGCGCUGAUAGAAGACUCGCCCGCGUCGGGCGUGGUCGCCCCCGCUGUGAAAGACGCCAUGGUCCACUUCAAGACCGGCCCCGAAGCGCCCGUCGUGGCCUACGUCAGCAAGAUGGUCGCCGUCCCAGAGAGUGAGCUCUCCUCGAGCAAGAAGCGCACCGAGAACACCAUGUCGGCGGACGAGGCGCGAGAAAUUGCCCGCCGGAAGCGCGACGAGAUCGCGAAGCUACAGGCGGAGGCGGCCGGUGGCCAGCGGUCCGACGACGACUUCGAACGCAUCACGUCCGCGUUCGAGCACGCAUCGCUCAACAACGGCAGCGCCCCCGAUGACGCCGAGGAAAAGGAGGAUCCGGAGCACCUGAUCGGCUUCGCCCGUCUCUACUCGGGGACGCUUUCCGUGGGCGACUCCGUCUACGUGCUCGGACCCAAAUUCACCCCGGGGAACCCCCACGCCAGUCCCGAACCCCAGAAGGUCACCGUCACAGAUCUCUACCUCCUCAUGGGCCGCAGCCUGGAGCCCCUCCGGUCCGUCCCCGCGGGGGCGGUGUUCGGCAUCGGGGGCCUGGCGGGCCACGUCCUCAAGACGGGGACGCUGUGCUCGCAGCUCGAGGGCGGCAUCAACCUGGCGGGCGUGUCCAUCAGCACCCCGCCCAUCGUCCGGGUGUCCCUCGAGCCGGUCCACCCGGCCGACCUGGGCAAGAUGGUCACCGGGCUGCGUCUACUGGAGCAGAGCGACCCGUGCGCGCAGUACGAGCUGCUGCCCAACGGCGAGCAUGUGAUCCUGACGGCCGGCGAAUUGCAUCUCGAGCGAUGCCUCAAAGAUCUCCGCGAGCGGUUCGCCCGCUGCGAGAUCCACACCGGCCAGACCAUCGUGCCCUACCGCGAGACCAUCGUCAGCGCCCCGGAAAUGCCGCCGCCGAAGCACCCCGAGCUCGGCCGCGGCGGCGUGGAGACGACCUCCGCGUCCAAGCUGCUCACCCUGCGCCUGCGGGUCGUGCCCCUCCCGACGGUGGUGACCGAGUUCUUCGCCAAGCACGUCGGCACCAUCAAGCGACUGCAGUCGGCGCAGCGGGGCUCGGAGAGCGCGCCCUCGGUGGAGACCAGCGACGCCACCGACGAAGCGCGCGAAGGCAGCAUCCUCUCCCUGCAAGACUUCCGGCGCGAACUCACCCGGAUCUUCGAUGAGGAGGAGGUGACGGGCGACAGGGAGCUUUGGCGGAACGUCGUGGACCGGAUCACAGCCUUUGGACCGCGCCGGAUUGGCCCGAAUAUCCUCGUCGAUGCGACGACGGUGAACACCUGCGAAAAAUUCCUCCUCGACGACCCCAAGCAACAACCGACCCUCACAGCCGAUACCAGCAGUCGCGAUGCGCUCAUCGUGCGCGAUCUCAGCGACAAGAUCGCCUAUGCGUUCCAGCUAGCCACGGGACAGGGUCCGCUGUGCCAGGAGCCGAUCCAAGGCACAGCCGUCUUCCUCGAAGAGCUCACCGUCCACGCGAGCGAAGGCGACGUCGACCUCGGCCGACUAACCGGCGAGGCCAUCCGUCUCGUCCGCGAGAGCAUCACGCAGGGAUUCCUAGACUGGAGUCCGCGGAUCAUGCUGGCGAUGUACAGCUGCGAGAUUCAAGCGUCGACCGAAGUCCUCGGCCGCGUCUACGGCGUCAUCACCCGGCGCCGAGGCCGCAUCCUCUCGGAGACCAUGAAAGAAGGCACCCCCUUCUUCUCAAUCCUGGCCCUCCUCCCCGUGGCCGAAUCCUUCGGCUUCGCCGACGAGAUCCGCAAGCGCACCUCCGGCGCCGCCCAGCCGCAGCUGAUCUUCGCGGGCUUUGAGGCCCUCGACGAGGACCCCUUCUGGGUGCCUGCCACCGAGGAAGAACUCGAGGAUCUGGGUGAGUUGGCGGAUCGCGAGAAUGUCGCGAAGCGGUAUAUGGAUGCUGUGCGGACGCGGAAGGGGCUGGUUGUGCAGGGGCGGAAGUUGGUGGAUGCGGAGAAGCAGAAGACGUUGAAGAGGUAGUUUCUUUCUCUUUGUUUUGGUUACUGGGCCUGUGGGGAAAAGUUUAUAUAUAUAUAUACUAUCUAUCUUUUAUAGAUUCUUUUUGAU
Aspergillus campestris IBT 28561 is the source of this 3349-nucleotide messenger RNA. RefSeq names its product GTPase RIA1. The transcript has 6 exons. Gene Ontology annotation, biological process: cytosolic ribosome assembly. NCBI's taxonomy places the organism in Eukaryota, Fungi, Ascomycota, Eurotiomycetes, Eurotiales, Aspergillaceae. Gene Ontology annotation, molecular function: GTPase activity; GTP binding; ribosome binding. The record is from RefSeq and is a predicted model, not a curated record. Gene Ontology annotation, cellular component: ribonucleoprotein complex; cytosol. Bases 29 to 3262 code for a protein of 1077 amino acids.